This is a messenger RNA of Penicillium antarcticum, 408 nucleotides long. Its product is annotated as DUF167 domain-containing protein. Gene Ontology annotation, cellular component: cytoplasm. The transcript is spliced from 2 exons. NCBI's taxonomy places the organism in Eukaryota, Fungi, Ascomycota, Eurotiomycetes, Eurotiales, Aspergillaceae. The record is from RefSeq and is a predicted model, not a curated record. The coding region runs from base 1 to 408 and encodes 135 amino acids.
AUGUCGACUUACCCCUCGGCCCUCCUGCGCUUGGUCGCAAGCAAACAACCGCGUUCCCCCACCAGGUACACCCUCCACAUCCCUUGCUACGUGAAGCCCAAUGCCUCCGCUCGUCGCACCGGUAUCACGGCUGUGGGCGCUAACAGUGUCGACGUAUCUGUUGCUGCUGUUCCACGCGACGGGGCAGCUAAUUUGGCGGUGUCGCAGGUUUUUGCUGAGGUUGGUGACUUCUGCCAGGCACAUCUUGCGAUCUUCAAGGUUCCCAAGUCAAAUGUCGAAGUGACCCGGGGCGCGAAGUCGAAGAAUAAAACGUUGUCUGUUGUCGACUUGGAACUCGGAGACGAAAGCGAAGAUGCAUUCUUGAAGCGAGCGACGCAAAAAUUGAUUGACGCCAUUAGAACACGUUAA